AUGGGGUCGACGGCGAGCCAGCAGCCGCGCAAUGCCAUGACCAACGCGCGGCUGGGAGAGCUGCUGAGGCGGAAGCUGCCGGGGCUGUCGGGUUCCAAUGGGCAUUGGGAGGCCGAAGUUAUGCUCGACGGCGACCAGAAAUACCGUUUCUUUUGUAUGACAGAUGCCCGCCGGGGUGUGGACAGGAUGCGCUUCGUUGUACCUGUUGCCAAAAUAACAGGACAAACAGCACAAUCCAGCUUUCUGACAAAGUUGAUGAGCGCCAAUUUCCACAGCGCUUUGGAUGCACGGUAUGCCAUCGACCGUCAGUACAUUUGGAGCAUCUUUCUGCAUCCACUCAGUCCUCUCACGGAUGAACAAGUGGAAUCUGCCAUUUCCCAGGUGUUGAAUCUUGCUCAAAAUUAUGGCACCUCAUUCGCAAGCACGGAUCUUGUGUUUGUGGGUGGCGCUGGUAUGCAUCGUGGCGACAAGCCCCUAGAGCCCACUCACCAGUGGCGAGAGGAUCAACUGAGAG
Molecule: messenger RNA, 514 nt
Organism: Ostreobium quekettii
Lineage: Eukaryota; Viridiplantae; Chlorophyta; Ulvophyceae; Bryopsidales; Ostreobiaceae
Source: the annotation of a GenBank genome assembly